CAUUGGUGUUUAUCAGUGAAGAACAGCUGUCUCACAUACACACACACACACACACACACACACACAAUAUAUCUCGGAGUGUCAGUCACAAAUAGUCUUUUCCUGAGGACAGGCAGCACUGAAGAAACAUGUCAAAGAUGUCCAGGCUUCUGCCUCUGUGUCUGCUCCUCCUGAUCCCAGGUCAGACUUCAUCAGCAUGUCCUCGUUCUUGCUCCUGUCAGGGCACCCGUGUGGACUGUAGCGGCACAUCUCUCACCUCCUCCAAGCUGCCUGCCAGUUUCCCCAGUGGAACCACUGAGCUCCUCCUCCACAACAACCUGCUGACCACCCUCCCCAAUGGAAUUCUGGAUGAUCUGACUGCACUCCACUCUGUGUCCCUCAAUCGCAACCCCUGGGUCUGUGACUGUAGCGUCCUCUACCUGCGAGCAUGGCUGCUGCGUCAGCCCUCGAGCCUUAAUUCACACCUGGGAGUCAACUGCAGCUCCCCUCCCCAUCUGAAAGGGCGGCUCGUGACGUAUUUAACUGAGGAGGAGUUGCUGGACUCCUGUCACUACUGGUACUGCAACCUGGCUCUGUUCGCGCAGGUGUGUUUGAUUGUGUUCCUGAUGGUGCAGGCGGCUCUGCUGGUGACUCUCGUUGUGUUUCUGAAGAAGUUUGAGAAGCUGUCCAAGGAGGCAAGGAGAACCGCGGAAGAGAGCUUCACAGCUGAGGAAGCUCAGAAGGAGAACGAGUACAGCAGCCUCUGAGCCAGUGAAGGUCGAUCUGUGGUUCAUCACCGCAGGUUAAAGCUCCCUUUUUGUAAAGAACGUCCAUGCUGUAAGAUUUGAACAUGAUUAAAUGAUAUUCAACUGCAAAACUGAUUUUUUUUUUUAAUCAGUUGUGGACCUUCAAGGUGUCUUUACCUUUGUCGAGGGCACACGUGUCAAACUCAGGCGCAGGGGCCAAAUCUGGCCGCCAGUGUAAUUAUAUUUGGCCCAGGAGAUCAUAUCAAAUUUGGGCUGGAUCUGUAGUAUUAGCGGUGUAUACACUAUGUUAUAGCACAUACAUUUUGUUUGUUUUUGUUUUUGUUUUUUGUUGUUGGCCUGUGAAAAACAAAUUUCAUUAAAAAUAAACUGGAAAGGCUACAGAUAAAGAAAAACAAAUACUACUGAUCUGUGUUUUAUUGCAAAUUGAAUUUCUCAUUUCUUUAUAAUAUAUAAAAUAUUAUUUUAGGCAAAACUAAAAUUUGUUUCUAUAUGAAAAAAAUCUAUGUUAUAUAUCUGGAGAUAAUCGAAAACAUGCACAACAGAGUAUACACACAGGAUACUUGAGGUAUUUUAAUAGAGGCUGUACUCUAUUAAAAUAUCUUAAAUAUUUGAGAAACAUUGAACUUUCAAUUUCGUUGUACCCUCGGGUUACAAUGACAAUAAAGUCUAUUCUAUUCCAACUUCACCACUUCACCACUGUUGCUAAUCCUUCACUGUGUACCUUUAAAUAACACAUUUUCUUCUCUGUUAACGUCUGACUUCAUGUCAGUAAUAUUUAUUUGUGUACAGUUCACAAUUUUUGAUGUGAACAGAUAUUUGUUCUCUUCUGUUUGUUAGUUAGUUAGUUAGUUAGUUAGUUAGUUAAUUACUUCGCUAUUUCGUUAGUUAUUUCGAUAGCUAGCCAGUUAGCUCUCUUGUGAUUGGUACAGUUGCACAGUUUCAUAUAUAAAUGUCUGUGGUAAAAAUAAUUUACAAAUUUGCUUAAUACACAUUUUUCAUAUUUUAUUUUGGAUCCGUUGAGGACAACAGUGUGCAAGUGAAUGUGGAUACACUUCCUUUUCUUACGAAACUUUUUUUGUUCUUACUUUUUUUUUAACUUGCUUUACUUUCUGUGACCUGUCGAAAUAGCUGCUGCACAACUGAAAUUCAUUAGCUAGAAAAGUCACUGUAACUUAUACAAAAUGUUUAAUCCAUAUUUGAAUAUUAGAAUUUUAUGUGACAUUUUCUGUAGACCUAUUGACAAAAAUAAAAGAUUUGUUUGACUCAC
Messenger RNA from Cynoglossus semilaevis (tongue sole), 2013 nucleotides. RefSeq names its product glycoprotein Ib platelet subunit beta (gene gp1bb). The transcript is spliced from 2 exons. The coding region runs from base 129 to 746 and encodes 205 amino acids. The record is from RefSeq and is a predicted model, not a curated record. Lineage: Eukaryota; Metazoa; Chordata; Actinopteri; Pleuronectiformes; Cynoglossidae.